AUAUAAUGGGCCGUAGGAAAUUAAAAUUAGAUAAACAGAUGCCUAUAAAACUGGCAAUCAGCAAGAUUAUGAGAUUUUAUUUUGCGAUACAAUCGACACGCAGACGUUUCAUAAACAGUUAUCAGUUAAAGAAGUAAAGCUCAAACAACUCUGUGGCACAUUGGUUUGAAAAUGCUGUUCAUAGCGAUUUUCAGUAUUGCUGCAACAAUAUCAUUUAACUGCGAAGCAUUCCUGCUGGGUAAUAGCUGCCUAGCACCGGCACCGUGUACAUGUUCAGGGUCUGGAUCAUCGUAUGCGUAUAUCAGCUGCGACCGCAAAAGUCUCAAUACAAUACCACACUUCUUCAAGGCUGACAAACAUGUGUCGACAUUAUAUGUCCAGUUGAUUAGCAACCAUUUGACCACAAUUCCAAAUUAUGCUUUCAAGAACCUGAGCACUGUUAACGCUACAUCUAUCCGAAUUAAACUCCUGUCCAACGAGAUAUCAACCAUCGACAGAUAUGCUUUCAGUGGCAUUGAAAAUGUUACUUAUGCACUCGAUCUACAAAAUAACAAUUUAUCUAGUAUACCGAUGGCUGUAUAUAACCUCCCUGCCCUCGCAAACUUGUACAUGAAGGGCAAUCCUCUAAACUCUCUGGAUGUAUUCACUCAGUCAAAAAUUACUAAUACCCUUAAAAGGUUGAAUUUUGAUUUAAAUGAGUUUUCUACUUGGCCUAAUGAGCUAAGAUUAUUACACAACUUGAAGUCUUUAGUUGUUUCCAACAUAAACUUCACACAUCUUUCUUCCGAAGCAUUCCAAGGCUUUGAACAUUCACUCACAAUGCUUGACAUGCAGUACGCGGCCAAUUUUGAAACGAUUCCAGACGCCGUAUGUCAUCUCUCAAACUUACAGUCCUUAUCUUUACAAUUUUUCACUGGACUAAACGAAAAUAGCACUUCAAUUUUCGAUCAUUGUACUAAAACAUUAAACAAAGUCAACUAUUUAGAUAUGGGGUACAAUAAGCUCACAAAAUUUCCUGAUGUAUUUCAUAUUUUUCCUUCCUUAACUAGUCUGCAUCUUUAUCAAAAUGCUCUUGAAAUUUUGGAAUCUGAAAAGAUUCCGACAAAUAAUGUCUUGUCUGAUAUAAAUCUUAGUGGCAAUAGAUUUAAAAGAAUCCCUGAUGCAUUAAACAAGUUGCAAGGUCUUACAAGUCUUGAUUUGUCAUACAAUGACAUUUCUUCUGUUGAAGAUCAUGAUCUAAUCGGGUUGGUCCAUCUUGGUAGACUUUAUUUACGAUACAAUCCUGUCAAGUAUAUCUCGACUCAUGCCUUUAAAAAUAACAAUGCACUCACAACAGUAUAUCUGUCUGGAACAAGCCUCAAAAGCAUCCCUGCUGCAGUAAUGUCUUUGAAAAAUUUGUCUUAUUUUGAUUUUAGGACAACAGAUCCUAUUCCAUGUACAUGUGAAAUGUCCUAUUUGAAAGGUUGGAAUGCAACAGCUGUUCGGAAUUUUUAUGGAGAAUGUGCUUACUUCGGGGUUAAAAUCCAAAGUUUCAUCAUGUCCUCGUUACAGCAGUGUCCAUAAUGUAUUCUACUUCAGUCAACUUUUACAUUUGUAAACGCACACGUGAUUAAUUAAUGAACAUUUAAAUGAAUCGGGAAAAAAUGUGCAUUGUUUUCAAUGUUUUAU
Messenger RNA from Mercenaria mercenaria, 1668 nucleotides. Its product is annotated as leucine-rich repeat-containing G-protein coupled receptor 4-like. Bases 172 to 1563 code for a protein of 463 amino acids. The transcript has 3 exons. Gene Ontology annotation, molecular function: protein binding. The record is from RefSeq and is a predicted model, not a curated record. NCBI's taxonomy places the organism in Eukaryota, Metazoa, Mollusca, Bivalvia, Venerida, Veneridae.